Molecule: messenger RNA, 4766 nt
Organism: Pundamilia nyererei
Lineage: Eukaryota; Metazoa; Chordata; Actinopteri; Cichliformes; Cichlidae
Gene: ireb2
Product: iron-responsive element binding protein 2
Exons: 22
Coding region: 90-3005 (971 amino acids)
Source: RefSeq, a predicted model, not a curated record
CGUGGCCAUAGAUCUCUGUGGUCUGAUUGGUCGGCUCCGUGCUGCCUGCUCAGUAGUGAGAACGAGUCGUGUUGAUUUCAGAAGUCAUCAUGGCGCACACUUCCCCAGUCAAAGAGCACCCGUACAGCCAUCUAAUCGACACACUGAAAGAUGGCCAGAUCAAGUUCUUCAAUCCAUACAAAUUAAACGAUCCCCGAUAUGACAAGCUGCCUCUAUCCAUCCGUGUCUUACUGGAGGCAGCAAUUCGUAACUGUGAUGGCUUUUACACAAAACAAGAAGACGUCCAGAACAUCUUGCACUGGCAGCAGGAGCAGAAUAAAGCCGAGGUGCCAUUUUCUCCCGCUCGGGUCCUCCUGCAGGACUUUACUGGUAUUCCUGCAAUGGUGGACCUGGCAGCCAUGAGAGACGCUGUGGCCAAACAUGGUGUGGAUCCUAGCCUGGUCAAUCCUAAAUGCCCUACAGACCUCAUAGUAGAUCACUCAUUACAGAUUGAUUAUAGCAAAUGUGCCAUACAAAAUGCUCCCAACCCUGGUGGAGGGGAGGGUCCAAGCCAGGGGCCCUCUCGCUCAGUACACUCCAGGCCUCCGUCCAGAGGGGGCGCACAGUGUGGAGGCCAGCGGGGCUCCUGCAGUAAAGCGGCCUGCAGCGACUCCCCAGCCUCCCCAGGUGGAUCUCCAGCCUCUGUCCAACAGAUUGAGAAUACACCUCUCCUCUGCCCUUUCCACCUGCAGCCCGUCUCUGAAGUUGAAACAGCUUUGAGAAAUCAGGAAAUGGAACUGAUCAGAAACAAAGAGAGGCUUCAGUUCUUUAAGUGGUGUUCAAAAGCAUUUAAGAAUGUGAACGUGGUUCCUCCGGAUGUUGGUGCAGUCCACCAGUUGAACUUGGAGUAUCUGUCCAGAGUGGUGCAAGUCAGCGACGGUUUCAUCUACCCUGACAGUGUGGUGGGAACCGACUCUCACACCACCAUGAUUAAUGGCUUGGGCAUCCUUGGCUGGGGAGUCGGGGGAAUUGAGUCUGAAGCCAUAAUGCUGGGCCAACCAAUAUCUCUGACUCUCCCUCAAGUAGUGGGCUGUAAGCUGGUGGGCUCCAUUAACCCGUUGACCACAUCCAUAGACAUCGUCCUCGGUAUCACAAAGCACUUACGGCAAGCUGGGAUCGCUGGGAAGUUCGUUGAGUUUUUUGGACCUGGAGUCUCCCAGCUGUCAGUCCCCGACCGAACCACCAUUGCCAACAUGUGCCCAGAGUACAAUGCUACUGUCAGCUUCUUCCCUGUCGACCAAGUCACACUCAAGCACUUUAAAAAGACGAAUUUUACCCAGGAAAAACUUGAAUUGUUGGAGUCUUACAUGAAGGCUGUAAAACUUUUCCGAAGCUAUGAUGACCCUUCAGAAGACCCCCAGUACUCUGAGGUGAUUGAGUUCAACCUGAGCUCCAUGGUGCCCUAUGUGAGUGGACCGAAGAGGCCGCAGGACAGAGUGGCUGUCAGCAGUAUGAAAGAAGACUUUCAGAGUUGUCUUGAUGAGAAGGUGGGUUUUAAAGGCUUCCACAUCGCUAAGGAGAAGCAGGAGAUCCGUGUUCCUUUCUUGCACGGUGGUCAGGAGUACCAGCUGUCCCAUGGCUCAGUGGUCAUCGCUGCUGUCAUCAGCUGUACUAACAACUGCAAUCCAUCUGUUAUGUUGACUGCAGGGCUUCUGGCCAGAAAGGCUGUAGAGGCCGGGCUUCUCGUCAAGCCUUAUAUUCGGACCAGCCUGGCUCCCGGAAGCGGCAUGGUCACGCACUACCUCAAUGCCAGUGGAGUCCUGCCUUACUUUAAUAAGCUGGGGUUUGAGGUGAUUGGUUAUGGCUGUGCCACAUGCGUGGGGAACACGGCGCCAUUGCCAGAAGCUGUUGUGGAUGCAAUCAAACAGGGUGAUCUGGUGGCCUGCGGCGUGCUGUCUGGCAACAGGCAUUUUGAAGGGCGACUGUGUGACUGUGUGCGUGCCAAUUACUUGGCGUCUCCUCCCCUGGUGGUGGCUUAUGCUAUUGCAGGCACUGUGGGAGUCGACUUUGAGAAGGAGCCUUUAGGUUUGACAUCCGAUGGGAAAGAGGUGUAUCUGCGAGAUAUCUGGCCGUCCAGAGAGGAGGUCCAACAGAUUGAAGAGGACACAGUAUUCUCCUCCAUUUUUAAGGAUCUAAGGGGAAGGAUGGAGAAAGGGAACACAUUUUGGAAAAAUGUUGAAUGUUCAGACUCUCUUCUUUUCCCUUGGGAUCACAAGUCCACAUAUAUCCGAUCACCGUCUUUCUUCAGCAAGCUGAGUAAAGAGGUGCCUCCUCCUCAGUCAAUAGAAAACGCACAUGCCUUACUGUUCCUUGGGGACAAAGUGACCACGGACCACAUUUCACCAGCGGGCAGCAUUGCAAGGGUCAGCGCUGCUGCCAAGUACCUAAUGAGCAAACGACUGACACCGCGAGAAUUUAAUUCAUAUGGCGCUCGCAGAGGGAAUGACGCCGUGAUGACCAGAGGCACGUUUGCCAGCAUCAAGCUCCAAAACCGAUUCAUCGGAAAGCCAGGCCCGAAGACUUUGCACAUUCCAUCAGGCCAGACACUGGAUGUCUUCGAGGCAGCUGAUCGCUAUCAGAGAGACGGCAUUCCCCUCAUCAUCCUGGCAGGCAAAGAUUACGGCUCUGGAAACUCCAGGGACUGGGUGGCCAAAGGACCGUACCUGCUGGGGGUGCGUGCGGUGAUUGCUGAAAGCUUUGAGAAGCUGCACAGGAACCAGCUGGUAGGAAUGGGGAUCAUGCCGCUCCAGUUCCUGUCAGGCCAGAACGCUGACUCACUGGAGCUCAGUGGCAAGGAAAGAUUCAGCAUCACCCUGCCGGAGAGCCUGAGUCCAGGGCAGGAGCUUACCGUCAAGACCAGCCAAGGAAAGUCCUUCUCCGUCACCACCCUGUUUGACAGCGACACGGACGUUAUCUUGUUCCAACACGGAGGGCUCCUCAGAUACGUUGCUCGGACUUUGCUCUGAAAGAACAGCAGCCCCUUGGCAUUUAAUGUCUUCAUCAUGGACGAGAAAAGCUCACAGAGCUGGAUUAGCGUCUCCAGACUUUAGCGGAACGUCAGUUUUAAGACCCCCGCAGCUUCUAAAUCACUACACACAGCUGUUUCAGCAUUUAAAAGGGCACCCUUUCUCCUCAGAAGAUCAUCCAGGCUCGAGAAAAAUGGUGACUGUCACUCAGUAAGGAGAUUGUAUCCUAGACUAACUGCUGAACAUAGUUUUUGGUGUUUUAUCAUGCUGAAAGGACUUUUCUUUCGACACGGAGAUGAGCCAAGAAGAAAUUGAUCCUCCUUCAUUUAACUUUAAAAAAAAAGAAGAAGAAUUUGGCCAAAGGCUGAGAUGGUGGUAGGUACGAUGGCAUGAAUACUUUGUUUUUAGAGCGUAGUACUGCUCUUUCACCCCCCAAACAACAACAAAAACCAUCCAAGUUGAAUUUUAUGAAUUUCAGAAAUUUGCAGAAUUGAUGUCACUUCCCUGUUUUCAGUGCUGUUAAGAUUUUGCUAAUCAAACCUGUUGCAGAAAGUACACUUGCCUCACUUUUAAUUGUGGAAAAAUGUGACAUUUCUUCUUUUUGCUGUUACUGGUCUUUUCCCUUCAUAAAGAUGGCUUGUAUUACAACUGACAGUGCUCGGCAUCACAUUAAAGGUUAAUUAAAACACACUUUCAGCAUUACCAGGUAAGCUCUUUGCUCUGUUUCCACUCUUGCUGCUAAGCUAAGCGAAAUGACUGCUGGCCAGAGCCCGAAGCUUAAUUUAAAGAACUGUGUUGAAUCUCCUUAGAGUGACUUUUACAGUGAAGACAGUGAUUUAUAAACAGUUUUUGCUCAAAAAAAGGUGCUGCAAAACAUACCUGGGCCUUAUAAUGAAGGAGACGCUGCUUAGUAAAAAUGAGCUUUUCAGAAAAGAAUUAGGGGAACACUUACAUCACACACUCAGUCAGGGUAUUGUUGGCUGAAACAUGGAGGCCUGUGCAACUCUCCAGGGAUAAACUUUCCCUGACAAUCACUGACCUGCUGUCAGACCAGUCAUGCUGGAUGAUGGUGUAGGCACAGCUUCUCCAGACUCUGUCACGUGUGCUCAGGAUGAAGCUUGCUGUCAUCUGCAAAGAGAACAAGGUGCCAGAAACUUCCUGUUUCUGGUGUUUUUUGUUGAAUCCCAGUCAAGCUACGCAUUGCUGGGCAGAGAAUACUGGUCCCACUAAAGCCAUCCUCAUGGAGUCUGACAGUUGGGACACCUGAGUAGUCUGAUGGGGGUCAUUUGUUUUGGGGCUCUGGCAGCACUUGUCCUGUUCCUCCUUGCAUAAAGGAGCAGAUAGCGGCCCUGAUCUUGUAUCAAGGACCUUCUACAACCCUGUCCAGCUCUCGUAGAGUAACUCUCCUGGUAUCUCCUCCACACUCUUGAGACUGUGCUGGGAGAGCAAACUUUCUAGCAUUGGAACGUUUAGAUGUGACAUGCUGGAGGAGCUGGACUACCUGUGCAACCUGAAUGGGCCGCUGGUACCGUCUGAUAGGCCACCAACAAAAAGCAAAAUUAGAGAAAAGUCAAUCAGGAGAUAUAAAGAGACCUCCAACCUGUGUUUUGUCAUCUCUCCAAUGAACCUGUUGGUCUUUGCUCCCUAACAGAAGUGACUGAUAAUCGUAAAGUUUGCCUAACGUUGUGUUGUAAUGUAUUGAUCAAGUGUUCCCUUAAUUUUUUUUUGAGCAGUGUAAUUAAAACUUCACCAUGUUUGACU